Messenger RNA from Galeopterus variegatus (Sunda flying lemur), 2459 nucleotides. It is a transcript of the gene SMPD1, whose product is annotated as sphingomyelin phosphodiesterase 1, acid lysosomal. Bases 176 to 2059 code for a protein of 627 amino acids. NCBI's taxonomy places the organism in Eukaryota, Metazoa, Chordata, Mammalia, Dermoptera, Cynocephalidae. The record is from RefSeq and is a predicted model, not a curated record. Gene Ontology annotation, biological process: ceramide biosynthetic process; sphingomyelin catabolic process. The transcript has 6 exons. Gene Ontology annotation, molecular function: acid sphingomyelin phosphodiesterase activity. Gene Ontology annotation, cellular component: lysosome.
UGACCAGAGGAAAAGGAAGGGGCGGAGCUGCCUUGCGGCUGGCCGCGGAGCAGUCAGCCGACUACAGCGAAGGGUAAUCGGCUGUCCCCACAGCAGCCCGAGCCCCUGAGGGCCAGUCUGGGCCUAGGCUGGUGGGGCCGGACGAGCGAACCAGACCUGUCUGGGAAACCUGACAAUGCCCUGCCACGGAGGGUCACCUGGCCAGAGCCACCCCAGGUCUGGCCGGGAGCAGGGACUGGGGAGGUCCUCGGGAGCCCCCCGACUGGGACUCCUUUGGAUAGGCCUAGGGCUGGGGCUGGCGCUGGCUCUGCCUGACUCCCUGGCUCUCUGGGCCCCAGCAGGGGCCCUCCCUAUUUCUGCCCAAGGCCAUCCUGCCAGGUUCGAUCCCAUAGCGCCCCAUCUCCAGGAUGCCUUUGGAUGGUGGAACCUCACGUGCCCAGUCUGCAAAGGUCUAUUCACUGCCAUCAACUUUGGGCUGAAGAUGGAGCCCAAUGUAGCCCGGGUGGGCUCUGUGGCCAUCAAGGUGUGCAAGCUACUGAAGAUAGCACCACCUGCCGUGUGCCAGUCAGCCGUCCAGCUCUUUGAGGACGACAUGGUGGAGGUGUGGACACGUUCAGUGCUCAGCCCAUCUGAGGCCUGUGGCCUGCUCCUGGGCUCCAGCUGUGGGCACUGGGACAUCUUCUCAUCUUGGAACAUCUCUUUGCCAGCCGUGCCUAAGCCGCCCCCCAAGCCGCCAAGCCCCCCAGCACCAGGCGCCCCUGUCAGCCGUGUCCUCUUCCUCACUGACCUGCACUGGGAUCAUGACUACCUGGAGGGUACAGACCCUGACUGCGCAGACCCACUUUGUUGUCGCCGGGGCUCUGGCCUGCCACCCACCUCCCAACCAGGUGCUGGAUACUGGGGCGAGUACAGCAAGUGUGACCUGCCUCUGAGGACCCUGGAGAACCUGCUGAGUGGGCUGGGCCCAGCUGGCCCUUUUGAUAUGGUGUACUGGACAGGAGACAUCCCCGCCCAUAAUGUCUGGCAACAGUCUCGUCAGGACCAGCUGCGGGCCCUGACCACCAUCACAGCCCUCGUGAGGAAGUUCUUGGGGCCAGUGCCAGUAUACCCUGCUGUGGGCAACCAUGAGAGCACACCUGUCAAUGGUUUCCCUCCUCCCUUCAUAGAGGGCAACCACUCCUCCCGCUGGCUGUAUGAAGCAAUGGCCAAGUCAUGGGAGCCCUGGCUGCCUGCUGAAGCCCUUCGCACCCUCAGAAUUGGGGGGUUCUAUGCCCUUUCCCCACGCCCUGGCCUCCGCCUCAUCUCUCUCAAUAUGAAUUUUUGUUCCCGUGAGAACUUCUGGCUCUUGAUCAACUCCACAGAUCCCGCCGGACAGCUCCAGUGGUUGGUGGGGGAGCUUCAGGCUGCUGAGGAUCGAGGAGACAAAGUGCAUAUAAUUGGCCAUAUUCCCCCAGGGCACUGCCUGAAAAGCUGGAGCUGGAAUUAUUACCGAAUCAUAGCCAGGUAUGAGAACACUCUGGCUGGUCAGUUCUUUGGCCACACUCACGUGGAUGAAUUUGAGGUCUUCUAUGAUGAGGAGACUCUGAGCCGACCACUGGCUGUAGCCUUCCUGGCGCCCAGUGCCACCACCUACAAAGACCUUAAUCCUGGUUACCGCGUCUACCAAAUAGAUGGAAACUAUCCCGGGAGCUCUCACGUGGUCCUGGACCACGAGACCUACAUCCUGAACCUGACGCUGGCGAACGCGCCGGGAGCCACGCCACACUGGCAGCGCCUCUAUAGGGCUCGAGAAACCUACGGGCUGCCCAACGCGCUGCCUGCUGCCUGGCACGACCUGGUAUAUCGCAUGCGGGGCGACACGCGACUCUUCCAGACCUUCUGGUUUCUCUACCAUAAGGGUCACCCGCCCUCGGAGCCAUGCGGCGCUCCCUGCCGCUUCGCUACUCUGUGCGCCCAGCUCUCCGCCCGCGCCGACAGCCCUGCUCUAUGCCGCCACCUGGUGCCGGAUGGGAGCCUCUCGGAUGUCCAGAGCCUGUGGCCGCGGCCUGUGUUCUGCUAGGGCCCCUAGACCCAGAGUUGGGAAAGUUCAUGUCUUAGGAAAGGAGCGAAGAAAGCCCCAGAGCGCUGCUGUGGUUUAACCUGGCAAGAAUGUCCUGUGGGGGAGCCCAACCCUGGGCCCCCGGUAUGCAAGGGCAUACAGGACCUUCUCCUUUCUUGGAGCUGGUUUAGCUGCAUAUGGAAGGGAACUUGGCUGCUCUGCCUGUGCCCAGCAUCUAGACUGUCCUGGGGCCACUGUCCUUUCAUGGCCAUGGAGCUGAGGCCUAAAUUGACACUGCCCUUGGCAGAUCAGACAGGAUCUGUCACCCCAAGCCUGUGCUGCUCAGCCAGGCACCCUGUACUGUGGCUGCUAUCUGAUGCCACUAGGCUGUUAAAAAUAAAGAUAAGAGACUUGGAAUCCA